ACCACAGAUGCCAGUGCUCAGAGGCAGCAAGUGGGACUGAGAUCUGAUUCUGUGCCCAGGACUGGAUGCUGGCAUGGCCCUGCAGUUUCUGGCUCUGAACUUUCUCCUGGUCCUUUUUCCUCUGCUGGCAGCACAGGGCCAGGAAGAACCUGAUUCCCUGGUCCAAGGAGCACCCCAAGGAACAGAAACAUGCAAAAGGCCCCGGUGGGACCCAGGACUCCAUCUGGAACCAGAUCUGCAGGAGUAUAAGAAAAAUGAAGAAGUGAUGUUGAGCUGCCCUGAGGGUUUACAGCCAUCCUACACCCAAGUCAGAUGUUCAAGAGAAGUGCAGAUCAUCAUUAAUGGGAAACCUGUUUACAGGGAAGUUUGGCUGGGAAGAGCCAGCAGUGGUUCCUGGAUCCGCAUUCGGUCCAGAGUGGAGUGUGUGGAGGUGCUAGAAGUUGUCCCUGCGACCCUGGAGGUUUCCAGCACCAGCAUCAAACUGAACUGGACCUGCAGAUUCCCUGAUGCCUGCCAGCACGUGCAGGCCACAUGCCGGCUGGCAGGGCCUUCCUCACCUCCUUGUGAGGCUGAGGAGGUCACUGGAGUGGAGCUCCUACACGGACAGAGGGGAACAUUCACCUGUCCUCCCCUGCAGCCCUUCACUGACUACACUGUCACCAUCUCGGUGCCCCCCAGCACAGUCCUGUUUUCAUGGAUGAUCAGGACAAAAGAAACAGUGCCGCAGAAGCCGGAGCAGCUGCAGCUGGAUGCCAGAACGGGAACCCUCAGGUGGAAGGCGCUGCCCUCCUGCCAAGGGGAGAUCGUUGGGUACCAGCUGAACGUCACGGCCAGGGCCUUGCAGGACGGCGGCUUCCUGCAGAUCGAGCGGCUGAGGCUGAGCAGCCAGACCACGGAGCACCCACUGCCCGCCUACGGCCCCGGCACCACAUAUGCGGUGGCCGUGCGGGGCCUCACAGCCGUGGGUCCCGGAGCUGCAUCACAGUUUCACACCAGCGGCUCAGAGACGCCCGAUGGCUGCUCCCGCCUCCUGCUCCAUACCUCUCCAUCUCAGGGCACAGCCGUGCUUCCCCUGCACCCCAUCUCCCAGCACCCUGAGGCAGCGAGUGAGCACCAGCUGCUCGUGGCGGUGACACACAACAGCACGGGGCUGGAAGACGCCUGCUCGGGGGAGCUGCAGCCCUCCAACCACAGCCACCCUGCUGACCCCUACGUGGCCGCCGUGCUCAACCUCAGCGCGCCCACGGACUUCGUGCUGGGUGACGGGGCCCGCGGGCACGGCUUCCACAACGCUCCCCUGCACCCAGGAUGGGAUUACACCGCCCUGCUGCGCCUCGCCCGGCGCUCACCGCAGGCGGAGACGUUCACCUGCGUGUGCUACAGCUUCUCCAUGGUUUCAGGUCAGCCACCAUGGCCAGGGAUUGUGAUUGGAGUGGUUGUGCUUUUGGUGCUGAUCCUCCUGUUUGCAGGCAUCAUGUGGUUUGUGCAGUCCAGGAGAAGGAAGGCUGUGUCCAUCAAAGCUAAGGAGAGUAAUUAAAAAGAUAGAGAAAAAUUGGAGCCAGGAGAUCCUGACCUUUGGGAGAAUCAUAUGCUCAUCCUCUUCUUGGACAUGUCCCCUUGUGCCCCAGCCAGGCUGGAAAGCUGCUCUCCCAGCUCCCGCCUGUAGUUCUUGUCAGAGUAACAGCAGUGAUACAGAGAAGAUGUGGUUGCACUUGAAUCAACACUGGCUCUCCUGUGACCAUCACCAGACUAAGUCUCCUAUCCAUUUCAGCAGAGCAGGUGGAAAGCAGGAAGGAGGGUCGUAAACUUUUUAUUCUCAGCUUUUAUUUACCCUUGUAAGUUCUGUAAUUUUUCAAUGGGAUUUUCUGCAGUUUCAUUUUUUAGACUUUGCCUUUGUUUUCUUGACUGUGAGCAUUGUACACAGAAAUUCCCAGAGGGGUUCGGGCUGAAGGAUGCUUUGUGCUUCUGCCAUGUCCUGGGUUCCUCACUCAAUCUCCCCCCUAUGCUGAAAUCCACUCAAACCCAGUGCUCUGCUUGAGCUUGAUGUGACUGCAUU
This is a messenger RNA of Lagopus muta (rock ptarmigan), 2056 nucleotides long. RefSeq lists its product as uncharacterized. Bases 74 to 1537 code for a protein of 487 amino acids. Gene Ontology annotation, molecular function: protein binding. The record is from RefSeq and is a predicted model, not a curated record. The transcript has 10 exons. Lineage: Eukaryota; Metazoa; Chordata; Aves; Galliformes; Phasianidae.